Metopolophium dirhodum (rose-grain aphid) is the source of this 936-nucleotide messenger RNA. Its product is annotated as putative nuclease HARBI1. Lineage: Eukaryota; Metazoa; Arthropoda; Insecta; Hemiptera; Aphididae. The transcript has 3 exons. Bases 1 to 936 code for a protein of 311 amino acids. The record is from RefSeq and is a predicted model, not a curated record.
AUGAAUGAUCUGGUUGUUGAAAGUUGUGCUGUUUUAAGUUCGUUUUUUGCUACUAUCUUGGCAAAAAAGAUGGAGCGCUUACAGGACACAAUAUCAAGAAAACGAACAAAAAGACGUUUUUGGGUUAGAGAAUGGAUACAGCGAAGAAAUAUGUUAGGAGCGUCAAACUUGAAAUCUAACACUAACAUGAGACAAGCAAUUAGUGCAAAAACAAAAUUAGAGGUGACGUUACGGUAUUUAGCUACAGGUGAUUCCUUCAAAAGUUUAGAAUUUUUGUUCCGUGUUCCAAAAAACACAAUAAGUAAAUUUAUUCCAGAAACCUGUGAAGCAAUAUACAAUGAACUAGCAGAAUUUAUACAAGUCCCUGCAACAUCAGAUGAGUGGAAAAACAUUGAAUAUGGUUUUAGAACGCGAUGGAAUUUUCCUGGUUGUGUAGGGGCUCUAGAUGGUAAACAUGUUGUCAUACGAGCUCCUCCCGGAAGUGGUUCAGAUUAUUUUAAUUAUAAAAACAGUUAUGGUAUUGUGUUAAUGGCCUUAGUGGAUUCCGAUUAUUGUUUUUUAUAUGUUGAUGUUGGAGCGAAAGGAAGAGGAUCAGAUGGAGGAAUUUUUCAAAAUAGCUCUUUGUACAACGCUUUAGAAACAAACUCACUAGCCAUACCAAACAAUUUCGUUAUUUUGGCUGAUGAUGCAUUUCCGUUAAAAAAGUAUAUAAUGAAACCCUACGUUCGACGAAAUUUAACCCCUCCAGAAAGGAUUUACAACUAUCGAUUGUCAAGAGCAAGACGUGUAGUGGAAAAUGCCUUUGGAAUACUCGCGAGUAAAUUUAGAUUGUUUGAAAAACCAAUUUCAUUAAAAUUAGAAACGUUAGACAAAGUUGUCCUCGCAUGCUGUGCAAUUCAUAAUCGGUUAUUAAAAAAACAAACCCUCGGUAUGUGA